This is a messenger RNA of Syngnathus acus (greater pipefish), 2149 nucleotides long. RefSeq names its product gastrula zinc finger protein XlCGF8.2DB-like. The transcript is spliced from 2 exons. NCBI's taxonomy places the organism in Eukaryota, Metazoa, Chordata, Actinopteri, Syngnathiformes, Syngnathidae. The record is from RefSeq and is a predicted model, not a curated record. Gene Ontology annotation, biological process: regulation of transcription by RNA polymerase II. Gene Ontology annotation, molecular function: RNA polymerase II cis-regulatory region sequence-specific DNA binding; DNA-binding transcription factor activity. Bases 282 to 1349 code for a protein of 355 amino acids.
CAGUUUUUUACUGUGCCGGAAGUAAAACAGAAAAAGAAAACAAACCUCAGCGAGACAGUCUUGAAAAGUCCUCGUCCUUGGCUACAUUACAUCACAGUUUGUUCUUGGUGUAGUUAAUGGUUUGUUGAUAUAACAUAGUAAACAUUAUUAAUGUUCUGAUAAACUCUUCUUGGGUCACGUUGAAGAUUCUCAAAAUAGCUUAGCUUGCUAGCUGCGAAGUUAGCAGUAUUGCUCAGCAGCGCUCGAGUGUGAGUGUAAAGUGGUAUGAUUAUCGUGUGAAAAUGUGUAAAGUUGAAAUGCUGAGAGCGUUGCUAAAUCAGCGACUGAAUGCAGCCGUUGAAGAAGUAUUUGUAGUGUUUGAGAGAACCAUAGCUGAGUACGAGGAGGAACUUUGUCGGACAAAAGAGGAGAACGAGCGCCAACGUCAACUCCUGGAUGCUGUUUUCAAGAAGUCUCGACGCGUACCAGAUAUCAGUGAAGAAGAUCCUAAUCUUGAGCAGCAGGAGCGGAGUUCCGGGGUGGAGCAGGAGGAGCCCAAGCCACCCUACAUUAAAGUGGAAGAGGACGGGGAGCUUCUUCAAGGGCUGGAUUUCUCAGUGUAUCGUGUCAUUGUGAAGAGUGAAGACGAUGAAGACAAAGUUCAGCGUGAGGAGAACGGAAGGACAGAGGCUGCAAGCAGCAGCUCAAGUCAUCACAAGACAACAAGAGAUGAUGGAGGAUCACAAGCAACCAGCCGCUUAGCGCCACUAUCAGAUAGUGGUGACACGAUGUCUGAUACUGACGAUGAACACCCUAAAAGUGAUGUGACAGGACACACUGAUGACAAACAUGUGAAAUGUACUCAGUGUGACAAAACAUUUGGAAACAAGCGGAAUCUUAAACGACACAUGAGAUGUCACACAGGAGAGAAACCUUUCCUGUGCUCAGAUUGUGGCAAAAGAUUCUCUCGGAAGGAUUAUUUAAUAACACACACGAGAAAACACACGGGAGAAAAACCUUUUUCCUGCUCAGUCUGCAACUCAAGUUUUACUUUUCAGUCGGCAUUAUUUCAACACAUGGAAACGCACUUUGGGGAGAAACCGCAAUGUCCUCAGUGUGACAAAACCUUUGGCAACAAGAGAAACCUGAUAAGACAUAUGAGGCGUCACACGGGAGAGAAACCAUGCAUCUGCUCAUUCUGCGGUGAAAGAUUCUCCCUGAAGAGAAGUUUGAUCAGACACAUCAGAACACACAUUGGUGAAAAAACCUUCUCCUGCUCAAUCUGCAACACAAGUUUCUGCUAUCAGUCCGGUUUGAGUAAGCACAUGAAGAAACACACCGGUCAAAGUGUUGAACUCAAGUGUGUGUGAUUAGAAGAAUAACAUCAAAGUUGGGAUGUAUAAAUACAAAGAUAACAGGAAUGAAAAUCAGUGUGAGCAUGUAUUCAAUAUUCUUGCUAUACAGAUUAAGGCCCAUUUACAAGUACACUCUUUGUCCUCUCUAGUAAGACAAAUUAGAGCACUAGUACCCUUGGGGCUCCAUAAAAUGUGGGGGUCUCAGAAGGUUUUUUUUCAUCAAAAGCCCUAUUAAAACUCCUUUAAUGACUAUUGCCAAGUCAAGUUUUAAACUGUUAUAUUCUUAAACGUUUUUUAUUUUAAAUUCUUCCCUUUAUUUUUAUCUUGAUUUUUGUAAAGGUAUACUGUAUGUUAAACUGCUAUUUUUAUUGUACCCUCUGUUUUUAACCUACUGUAGCACUUUGAGACUGCUAUGAAAUAUAGUGCACUAUAAAUUAUAUUUAUUAUACGUUUUACUAGUACACUGAAUUGUCUUACAAGUGAGGGGAAAAGAGCAUACGAGUACAUGAACCUUAAAGGGCAAUAAAUGCCCAACUGACUCUCCAUAGAUAGCAUGUAUAUACAUGGACACAAACACUGAUGCCUGUGAAUAUAGGAGAGGAUGUGUAUUGUAUGUGGACUGUUUUGAUAUGUUGUGAUGUGAUAAACCGUGUUAUAGUCCUGGAGUAUACAGUAGCUCUCUGUUCUUGCGACAUGUAUUGUCAUGCUUAAUGAGUGUAUUUUCAUACACUCAUAAGUAUUUAAUCCAUUCAUCAUCGAAGACCACAACAAUGUUAUAAUAUUGUUCAAUAAAGAUGUCAAAGAUUGUGCAAAUA